UCCUCACCUCUGCACACCUGCUGUCCUUACCCAGGUGCUGUGUGAGCUCAUUAAUGGACUGUACCCCGAGGGGCAGGCCCCAGUAAAGAAGAUCCAGGCUUCUGCCAUGGCUUUCAAGCAGAUGGAGCAAAUCUCUCAGUUCCUGCAAGCAGCUGAACGCUAUGGCAUCAACACCACUGACAUCUUCCAAACUGUGGACCUCUGGGAAGGAAAGAACAUGGCCUGUGUGCAGCGGACGCUGAUGAACCUGGGUGGGCUGGCAGUAGCCCGGAAUGAUGGGCUCUUCUCUGGGGACCCCAAUUGGUUUCCUAAGAAAUCCAAGGAGAACCCCCGGAACUUCUCGGACAACCAGCUGCAGGAGGGCAAGAACGUGAUUGGGUUACAGAUGGGCACCAACCGCGGGGCGUCCCAGGCGGGCAUGACUGGCUACGGGAUGCCACGCCAGAUCCUCUGAUGCUGCCCUGCCCUGCCCCGCCCUCCCACGGAUGGUUAAUAUAUAUGUGUGUAUAUAUUUCAGCAGUGACAUUCCCUGAGAGCCCUCCAGCUCUCCUCUGCCAGGGUGGGGCUCCAGCUUGCCCUGUCCCCUCUAGGGGUGCCUGAUGGUGGCCUCUCUCCCUGUGCUUACUAAUACAUUCCUUUCCCUACACCCACCAGAAACUGGACCAACUGGCCUCUUCUUUUCCCUUGGGACCAAAAUUUGGGGGCACCAACUCCUCUCCCCUUUCCCUCUGGUCUCUCCUGCCCCUGGGCUGGUACUCUUCUUCCAUUCCUUGGCUAGGAGUCAGCUGCCUUCCGAUGCUGGACUGGCCUCCCUUCCACAAGAAUGCCCCUCCUCCAGCCCUGGCUGCAGGGACUUAAUUUAUAGGGAGGGGCUUGUGGCAGCUGCCACCCUGGCCACAGCUGGACUGCGCUCACCGCACAUCUGGGGCUGCCUUCCCUGGCAGAAGGCCUCCUGGCUUCUCAUUUUCCAUUCCCCUCACUGUGGCUAAGGGGUGGGGGUGAGACAGAGGAGGGAGGGCUGCCCACCCUGGGGCUUGAGGAGGAAGGGUUUGCUGAUUUAAAUAAAGAAUCCCAGUCUUUUUUGGAUGGA
Messenger RNA from Oryctolagus cuniculus (rabbit), 1090 nucleotides. NCBI's taxonomy places the organism in Eukaryota, Metazoa, Chordata, Mammalia, Lagomorpha, Leporidae. The record is from RefSeq and is a predicted model, not a curated record.